GUGGAAACCUGAGGGGAAACACCAGGAGGCAAGGUCUGAAAAGAUCGCCCUCCAUCCAAAGGAAGAACAGACGCAGACCUCAAUUUAUACGCCUCGAUACAGAAGAAAAGAUGAUAAUAGAGAAUAAAGAAAUAAACCCGAUGGAAACGACUCAUUAGUGUGAAGGCAAAUAAACACACCGUAGGCAUUCUUGUCUCCGCGCUACUGGUGAAAGCGACGGUUUCUUGCUGGCGAAUGUGCUUCCGCGAUCCACUGCUUGUUUGGCAGCGUCAGCUCGAAUUCUUAGUUGACACAAAGACACGGAUAGGAAAGUGCUCACGUCAGUUUCAUGCUCGCUUGUUCUGGUUUAGCUUUUUCUUACAAGGAGACUUCUCCGGCGAGGCAUCAGACCAGGAAGCAAGGGAGGCAGCUGAAAAUCCUCGACAGCCUUGUUCGGCUUUUCGGGGAAGAGCAUCCUGAAGAGGGCAUGAAGCAAAGAAGAAACCAAAGGGGGAAUACCGGAUCAGCUUGGUGAGCGUCUCGUGUUUAGCGGGGCGCUGAAGCAGUUUUGUGUAACAGUGAGUUUGACCGAGUAUCGUUACUUUCUGCUUCUAAGUCCCGCUUCCACCGGUCAGCGUUCUCCUGCGUGGCGUCUGCACUCCUCUAGAUGUUCACUUCAGUUCAGUCGACCUGGAAGGCAAGAUAAAAUGGAGGGCAAAGAAGCAUUAUCCCGCGUAUAAAUUUGGGAAACUAGCGUGUGUACACCAGGCGUACAGGUAUCAUGCUGAACACUUCCUGCUUGUAAUGUUUCGUAAUGUUCCUCUGUACAAAAUAUAAGGAUCGUAUUCUUGUUUGCUCGCAGCUGUUUACACACUCUUGUUUCGUGCAAUGCCUGUCCUCUCGGGGUUCUGUCCGGCGUUCAACCAACAGCUCGUUUCCCCACCUUUUUCUCAGUUUCCGUAUCCUGACCUCUUCCCCGCCUUCCUGUCAGCGACUAUGGCAAGCCCGACGCCCCCCCCUUCUUCCGCCGUCUCUCCUUCUGUUCCCGCCAACUCUUCGUCUGCCUCUCCAUCUGCCUCUUCGUCUCUGUCCGUGUCUUCCGCAUCUUCUUCCUCUCCGUUUCCGCCUCUCGAAGAUCCACAACUGUUGAGGAUGCUUUCCGAACCGCAGUCGACCCCGGCGACCGGCGUUCUCUCCACAGGAGCAUCGGGAAAAAAACAGCAGAGUCUCUUGAGUGAAGAGGCCGCUGAAGCGCUGAGAGCAGCCAUCUGUGCGGCGGUCAAGCUGAGGCCGGCAAAUCCCGCCCAGUUUGUCUCAGCCAUGCUGUUCAACAAGAGUGGCUUUUCGCGGGAGUAAGAACUCAGCCACAUGCAGUACACAAAAGUCCCUCGAAUGCUCUCUGAACACACCGAACUCCCGGGAAGGUGCUCACAAACAUGCCCACCACCGGAUAUCCCGUUGUGCUAAAGUGUUUCAUCAACUUCUCUCUCUUGAUAUCCAUUCUCACAUCACUCCUACGUAUUCUGCUCAGUCCGAACAGGCGCCUCUCUCCUAGACAUCGAAAGGAAGAUACGUAGUUUUAUGUGAAAUCGCUCUUUUCUUCAGUAAGGACCACGGUCAAACUGAAUGCAUCUAUCCAUAUAUAUAUAUAUUUAUAUUUAUAUACAUUCGUAUGCGGCUGCAGCUGUCUCUACUUAUAUGUAUGCGCAAGAGACCCUGUCGCCAGAAAGUUCUGGAACAGAAAUGCCUGUCGACAUUCUUGUUCGCGGCUCACUCACCCAGCGUGUGCCUCGGAAGGGAUGUCGCUUAUGAGGGAAGGAUAUGUUUGCAUAUCCUCGACUGUUUGUGGAGUGCAGCAAGACGACAACUGUGAGUUGACACCUUCAUGCAACUUUUCACGAAGCUUUCAUGUAGACUGAAUACCCGCGCAGCUUCGAGAACCAAGAGGAGAGAACCCAAGAAAGCAUAUGGAGGAACAUUACCACCACAGCAUGUCCCAUUUGAGUCGUUUUCCUCUUCUUCUUCUGAGCUUGAAGUUUCUGAUCUCAUGCAGGUGCUCUGUCUUCAGUUGCCCCGCAGAAUUUUUCUCGGUUCCACCUUCUCUCUUUUCUGUCUCUCUUUUCCAUCUCCUCUCUUUACACGCUUCUUUUUCACAUCGCUUCUUGGCAUUAACCACCUCCCCCACCGUCUCGUGUUCUGCGUCUUUGCGUCCGUUGUUUUCCACUGCCUUCUGCGGCGUCUUCUGAGGUUCCUGCUCGUCUGCCUCCCAUUGCUUUCUCAGGGGAAGGCCUGCCCCGUGGUGUAGUUUCGUUCCAUUUCCUGUCUGCGUUUCCACCUCUUCCUUUCCUCGUAGCGUACGAACGCUUCGCCCUGCUUGCCCCGUCACACUCCUCGCGCUUUCUGGUCGUGUCCACUGUCAUUCGUCCGUCUCUCUGUCUGCCCGUGAUUUAGAGAAUUCAUGGAAUACUUGGAAAAAAGCCGGCGAUCCGAGGACACCUCCACUCUCGAAAAGAAAGAAGCCGAACAGGACGAGAUGGAUGCAGAAGAAAAAACCUAGGGAGUGUCUUUUGUCCUCUGGAUCGGAUCAAAGAGACGAUGCCGAUGAAUUCACUCCCCAACAGUGAGAAAACUUUUUUGGCGGGGUGAGGCUCACCCCGCCAAAAAAGAACCUCGACCAUGCAAGGGCAGAGGAAAGUAGAUCGCGUGCAUAUUCUAUUCAUUUAGAGUUCACGGUGCAUCAGCUAGGCAUGGUGGCUUGUUUGCCUCGUUUCAAAAGCCGAACUAGUCUGUAUAAUGCUUUGUUUUGGAACGACCUGCAUUACGGAUAUCGCUCCGAUGGUAUUCGGACAUAACCGCUCUGAGGAGAUGCACCUACAAUAUCAAAGGCGUGGAGAUAUUUCUUCU
Messenger RNA from Toxoplasma gondii ME49, 2883 nucleotides. RefSeq lists its product as hypothetical. Lineage: Eukaryota; Apicomplexa; Conoidasida; Eucoccidiorida; Sarcocystidae. The transcript is spliced from 2 exons. The record is from RefSeq and is a predicted model, not a curated record. Bases 868 to 1335 code for a protein of 155 amino acids.